Molecule: messenger RNA, 866 nt
Organism: Andrographis paniculata
Lineage: Eukaryota; Viridiplantae; Streptophyta; Magnoliopsida; Lamiales; Acanthaceae
Product: probable NADH dehydrogenase [ubiquinone] 1 alpha subcomplex subunit 5, mitochondrial
Exons: 2
Coding region: 74-604 (176 amino acids)
Biological process (GO): respiratory electron transport chain
Source: RefSeq, a predicted model, not a curated record
GGGUAGUUAUAAUUUGGCGAAGGAAGACAACGGAGGAGAGGAGAGGGGAGGGGAGACAGAUCAAAUCGGAAAGAUGUUUCUUCGACGGGUGGCGCGGCCGCUGAUGAUGAUGGCGAAAAUCAAGGAAACGACGGGGAUUGUAGGCCUCGAAGUUGUCCCCAACGCCCGAGAAGUUCUUAUCGGCCUCUACAGCAAAACCCUAGAUGAGAUCAAGUCGGUGCCGGAGGACGAAGGAUACCGCAAGGCUGUUGAGAGCUUCACUCGUCACCGGUUGCAGGUUUGCCAGGAGGAGGAGGAUUGGGAAGCCAUCGAGAAAAGAGUCGGAUGUGGACAGGUAGAGGAGCUGAUCGAGGAGGCCGAGGAUGAGCUCAAGCUCAUCGGUUUCAUGAACGAAUGGAAGCCGUGGGGUAUUCCUGAUGACUAUGAGUGUGAAGUCAUUGAGAACAAUGCCCCGGUGCCCAAGCACGUCCCCCUGCACCGACCUGGUCCCCUUCCUGAAGAGUUCUACAAGACGAUGGAGGCUGUUGAGACCAACACUUUAAAGGAUGCUAUUUCUGCCUCCCAAAAAGAUCCUGAAGUUGCAUCAGGUGAAGCACAACCAUAGUAGUUUGAUUCAAACAACUGUUGGUUUGGCAAGAAUUCAUAUGUUGGAAUCUAAAUCUGUCUGCUUUCAGAAUCAGAUUUCUUGCAUGUUCUCUGAACUUUAAUGUUGUUUUGCCUUAUGUAUCACAUUCUCAUCACCCUGACAAAAGCUCCAUAUUUAGUUAAUAACCUUGAGCCAUCACUUUCUCCUGUGGAGACUCAUCUAUGUUAUGCCAUCAUGAUGCGAAUAAGCUAUGAAAAUCUUGCAUGUUUUGCGCCGUUUA